This is a messenger RNA of Funneliformis caledonium, 498 nucleotides long. The record is from the annotation of a GenBank genome assembly. NCBI's taxonomy places the organism in Eukaryota, Fungi, Glomeromycota, Glomeromycetes, Glomerales, Glomeraceae.
AUGUCUACUCUACAUAAUCCAGAUAGUAACGAUCCUAUCAAUGCAAUGCAAGAAACUUCAAAUAGCACGCCAACAAAUCCUCAACUUUCUUCUCAAGAACAAGGAUGGUCAUUCUAUUACAAGCCAUUCAAUGAUUUUCAAAUUUAUCUUAUCAAUAAUAAAGAGACAACUCUUAACGAGCUUAUAAUCAAUACCUUGUAUCCUCCUCAUAAUUAUUACAAUUACGAUAUUUUUAUAUUUUAUUUUCAGCAUCCUAAUGGUCAAAAGAUUUACAAAGUGACUUGUCAAAUGGCUUCACAUUCAACUAUAGUUCAGUAUUUAAACCUAAACAUAUAUGGAUUAAGACAGUUUCUUACUGAUAAUUUGGGAUCUAACAUCAAUGAUAUUGGACAGAGUAGCACUUCUAAUGCAGAUUUAGUCAAUAAUGACCCAUCUACUCGACAAGGCGGUGAUAGUCAAAAUGAUAAUAGAAAUAAUAUUCAAGAUAAUACUCAAUAA